AUGUUGACGAAUGAGGGCGUAGGAUUUCACCCGGACUACGGUGAUGCGAUUGCCAUUGAACGGACAGUUAACUGGAACUCGUCAACUUAUCAGCUAAAAUCGAUCAGAUACAAUAAAGGUGGCCGUCACCAUGAACAAGUUGUGAGCCACAAAAAAGCUGAUUUGGAUAAAUUGUUGGCGCGAUUCUCAAUACAGUUGGAUAACCCGGUAUUUUGGAUGUCACAGAAUCGUUGUCGUGAAUUCCUUCAUGAGUUGCAGCCCAAUAAACUUUACAAGAUGUUCAUGCUAGCUACUGGCCUUGAUUUCUCGAAGAACUGUUAUGACGAAAGCGACACGAAUACAGAGGCAGCUGAGCAACUGGUACUUUCGGCUCGAGAAGCUUGUCAAGCCAAAAAAAAGUUUGUUUAUUUUUUCUGA
This is a messenger RNA of Gongylonema pulchrum, 417 nucleotides long. The record is from the annotation of a GenBank genome assembly. Lineage: Eukaryota; Metazoa; Nematoda; Chromadorea; Rhabditida; Gongylonematidae.